Molecule: messenger RNA, 1516 nt
Organism: Stylophora pistillata
Lineage: Eukaryota; Metazoa; Cnidaria; Anthozoa; Scleractinia; Pocilloporidae
Product: beta-ureidopropionase
Molecular function (GO): beta-ureidopropionase activity
Source: RefSeq, a predicted model, not a curated record
GGUCAUAGGAGAACUGAUUCAACAUGGCGGCAGAGUUUACAAGUCUUGAGAGUUGCUUGGAAAAACAUCUUCCACCAAAGGAGCUAGAAGAAGUGAAGAGAAUUUUAUAUGGAAAGCCAGUCAGUAAACUCGAGCUACCUGAGGAAGCAUUUAAAAUAGCUGCGCAGGGAAACUUUGAACUGGCAGGAUACAAGUUUGAUGUCCAAGAGGAGCAAAUGCGCAGACCUCGCAUAGUUAGAAUAGGAGCUGUACAGAACAAAAUAGUGCUGCCUACAUCUUCACCACUGGCAAAUCAGCUGUCAGCUCUCCAUGCAAGAAUAAAAGAAAUUACUGAGGCUGCAGCCAUGUGUGGAGUCAACGUCAUCUGUUUUCAAGAAUGUUGGACCAUGCCAUUUGCUUUUUGCACCCGUGAAAAGCAUCCGUGGACAGAAUUUGCUGAGUCAGCAGAAGAUGGGCAAACCAUUAAACUCUGCCAAGAGCUUGCCAAACAACACAAUAUGGUCAUAGUGUCUCCAAUUUUGGAAAGAGACAGUGUGCAUCAGGAUAAAAUCUUCAAUACAACAGUGUUAAUUUCCAAUAAUGGCUCAGUCCUUGGAAAAACAAGGAAAAAUCACAUUCCUAGAAUUGGAGAUUUUAACGAGUCAACCUACUACAUGGAAGGAGAUACAGGACACCCAGUGUUCCAGACACAGUUUGGUCGAAUUGCAGUAAAUAUUUGUUACGGUCGUCAUCACCCACUAAACUGGCUAAUGUAUGCAAUAAAUGGUGCUGAGUUCUGCUUUAAUCCCUCGGCAACUGUGGGUGCUUUAAGUGAACCCAUGUGGCCCAUUGAGGCUCGCUGCGCAUCUAUAGCCAACAACUACUUCACUGUUGCAAUUAACAGGAUUGGGACAGAAGUCUUUGAAAAUGAGUUCACUUCAGGGGAUGGCAAACCAGCUCAUAAGGACUUUGGUCACUUUUAUGGUUCCUCCUAUGUUGCUGCUCCAGAUGGCAGUCGUACCCCAGGUUUAUCCAGAGUUAAUGAUGGCCUUCUUGUGACUGAGGUAGACUUGAACCUGUGCAGACAAGUUAAGGACCGCUGGUGUUUUCAGAUGACUCAGAGGUUGGAAAUGUAUGCCAAGUUAUUGACUCAAGCUGUGGAACCAGGUUACAAGCCACAGAUAGUCCAUGAUGAAGCUUAGAACAUUGGAUAUUGACUGACUGAGUGUGGAUAUGUUUUGUACCGGAGCCGAAUAAUUUUACUAUGUUGACUAAAUGCACCAGUGAAAUAUUACAGUUUUGAAAAUAUCGACUGAUACAAAGAAGUUACACUAAAAAAAGAACACUAUUUUUGUAGUUUUGUGUUAAUUGUGAUUCUUGGAAUAUAAAGAAGAAAUCAAUUCUUGUUUGAGGAUCUAGGGUAUACAGAGAAGAGACACUAUUUUCGACCAUCAUGGGAAAAUGACAGGUUGUUUCCAGCCAGAUAAAGAUUAAGACAGCAUAGUUUAAGUUGAUUAUAAUUUUGCAGUUCAGUUUA